Molecule: messenger RNA, 2217 nt
Organism: Closterium sp. NIES-65
Lineage: Eukaryota; Viridiplantae; Streptophyta; Zygnematophyceae; Desmidiales; Closteriaceae
Source: the annotation of a GenBank genome assembly
AUGGCCCACAGGGCUCGAGCCAUGUCGAUCAACCAUUUGCCUGACGACCUUCUUUCCAAAAUUAUCUCACUUGCCGCCACCGCCGCCACCGCCGCUGCAGAAUCGACAUCAGAACUUGGCGGCACGGAUAACGGCCAGACUGGCGAGACAAACUUCACGGAUAUCCCCAAUUUUAGCAACCUCGCGGUGGUUUGUAAGCGAUGGUUGUUUCUGAUGACGACCCUCCGCGUCCCUGGCGCUUUUAAGUCAGACUCCCCCAAACUCCGCGGUACCGAGAAGCUCGCGAUGGCGCUUUCCGCCCCCACGAUCUCCGCGCCCGCGCUUUUCCGCACGCCGGCGCUCGCGCCGAGCGUUACGGCGCUUUCUCUGGAAGCAUACGCCGUCGAUAUUUACGACGACGAGUUUCUGUCUAGCCUGCUUUCCGCGCGGCCUCGGCUCGCCCGCCUGAGCAUCGGCUCCCCCCGCUUCACCGGAACGCCCCACUUUCGAAUCGGCACAGAAUCUGUCGAGAAUUUCUUCCGCGUCGCGUCGUCGCGCCUGGAGGAGCUCUCGCUGCGCGAAUGCCUCGGCCACACAACGAAGCUCCCUGCCUCCGCCGCGUUGCUGUCGUCGCUGCGCGUGUUCCACCUGUGCUCCAAGGUUCUGCGCUCGCUGCCCGACGAGAUCUGCCAGCUGUCUGCCCUGCAGGAACUUUAUCUCACCUGCCCGUUGCUGCAGCAGCUGCCCGGAAAAAUUGGCCAGCUAACGAGGCUGGAGCACCUUUCGUUUACGGGCUGCAAAGAAAUGCGGCACCUGCCGGAUUCGCUCGGCGAUCUCUCGUCGCUCACCUCUCUCCACAUCGACGGCGCGUGGCAGGUGGAUCGCCUCCCGCCUCGCAUCGGCGCGCUGCAGCAGAUGCGGCGACUGGACCUGCGGAAUUUCCGAGGCGGGUUACCAGAGGCAUGCGAAAAUUGGGCGAAACUCGAGCAAUCGCUCCCGGCCAACCUGCCCUUCGCGACGGCAUUGCGUCAUCUAACGCUCGAUCGUCUCGGUUUCGACGUGUCCCUCGAGCCGCUAAGCGGUCUGGUAGCUCUAGAGCGGCUGCACGUGUCAAGCGUCGACCGGGAGGAGCGCUUUCACGAGGCUCUCUUCGCGCUGCCGUCCCUGGCGCACGUGAAAUUGCGCAAUGUCGGGUGGCUCGAGCCGCCCGACGUGACGGAUAUGGAGAACUCGAGGGAGGUCGUCGCCGCAGCGGACACAGCCGCCGCAGCGGACACAGCCGCCGCAGCGGACACAGCCGCCGCAGCGGACACAGCCGCUGCCGCAGCAGCCACUUUCGCAGCAGCAGGAGGUGCGGCAGGUGAUACCACUUACCACACGGAGCUCGGCCCGUCUCUGAAGAAUCUCAGUAUCCGCCUGGGCAGGACUCUUGAAGAGAUGCUAGGGUACGGCAGGCAAGGCAGCCAUACGCUCUCCUCUCGUCUCUGCUCGCUGCUCUCCCGCGCGCACCUCUCGAUCGACUGGCUCUCCGCCUCCGCCAGACUCCCUUCCAACCUGGGUUCCCUGCACAACCUGCGCUCUCUCUCCCUCCGCGGCACCUCGCUCUGCCUCCCAUACUCCCUCUCCCACCUCGCUUCGUGCCUGCACUCCCUCAAGCUGCACUACAGCGGCGCCAGUGACGCGGACGCCUUUCACCGGAAUCUGCCGCCCUGUCUCCCGCUUCUCACCUCCCUCACAAACCUCCACCUUCACAACAUGUACCUGCCGUUGUCCCCUCCGCUUGCCUUUGCCCGCCUACGCGCUCUCCGCACACUACGCAUCGAGUAUGACAUCACCUUCCCCAGCCACGUGUCCUUUCUAGAAGACCUGGGCCAGCUGUCAGCCUUGGAGUGGCUGGAGCUGAAGUACUGCUCCAUAAGUCCAGGGCUUCCGCAGUCACUCUGUGACCUGGGCUCUCUGCGGCGGUUGUACCUCGGCAGCAAGACUCUAAAGCACCUGCACACGGCAAUCUCUAGGCUGUCGCACUUACAAGAGCUAACGAUAUCCUGGUGUUACAGAAUGGAAGCUUUGCCUCCAGGGCUUGGCUGCCUGGGAGCACUACAGAAGCUGAGUAUCAGUGGCGCGUCGGGGGAUUACCUUCCUGACACUCUGGCCGGCUUAUCUUUUCUCGAGGAGGUGUCUUUGGAUCAAUGUUCUGACGGGUUGAUUUUUGAGUCGACUCAACGAUCAAUGUUCUGA